Drosophila yakuba is the source of this 9653-nucleotide messenger RNA. RefSeq names its product neurexin-1. The record is from RefSeq and is a predicted model, not a curated record. The transcript has 13 exons. NCBI's taxonomy places the organism in Eukaryota, Metazoa, Arthropoda, Insecta, Diptera, Drosophilidae. The coding region runs from base 1019 to 6556 and encodes 1845 amino acids.
UUCAGUCUUGUCGUGGAUGCAGCGCGGAUCGAUAUCGGAGACUAGAGCAGCGGAAGGAGCUGCUUAGCAAAUUUCGACACACAACAUUUUUGUAUCCCUCAAAAUUGAACCGAAAAAUCUGCAAAAAUAAAUUCAACCAACUAACACGAAAAGAAACGCGACGUGCGAAAAGCCAGCCCAAAAAAGUUAUAUAAAGUAUGAGCGACAAGGAUAUCGUGCAAAUUCAAAAGAAUAAUUGUGUAAUUGAAAAAUCUGUGUGCAGGCUGUGCAACUGUUUUCGUAUCCAAUCAAUAGUUCAAUCAAUACGCAUAAAUAACUGAUAAGUUUGCUGUGGAAUCAACGGCAGUAAAGCGCCCAUUUUGGGGGCACUUGCUGUGAGGUGCUUAGAAAAAUUUUCGCCUACAUUUGCGACAUGCAGUGAAAAUUUUUUCCGAUUUUUAGUAUGUACAUGUACGUUGGAGCGCUCGUGGGCGCCACAAACUGCGGUGGCAGGGGUAUUCGGCGAGCUUUUGCCCCAACCAUAACCCCCAGUAUUGCUAAUACAGCCGACUCGGUCGGAGUAGCGGUUGUCUGACAACGCAUCGAUGCGAAAUAUGUGCCCGUUUUGAAUUCAUUAGCCAAAAAUUAUGCAAAUCAAGUGUACAAAAUGUCGAAAACCGAACGUGCUAAGCAUUUAGGACCAAAAAACCAGGCGAAAUCAUAAGCAAUAAUCGGUGCAGUGCCGUUAACAGUCGACGUGUACCGUUAACAUCCGCAGCCAACUUCGCCUGGCCGAGCUUUCGCUCUCGCGCGCUCUCACGCUCUCUCUUGGCAGGCGCGGAUAAAACGGAUUGCCGAGUAACACCAACACAAGGACACGCGAAAAGCUCGCGCUCAAGGACUGGAAUACGCGACAGACACACAGAGCGAAACAGAGAAAGAGCAAGAGAGAGAGAGGGAAAAGGACACUUUACGUUUACGCGCGCAACGUGCGUAGGUGUCUCUGUGUGGGUAAGCCUGAGUGCCACCGUGCGUGUGAAUGAAGGCGCCACAUAGUGCAACAUAUCAGGAUAACUAUGCUGAUGCGGCCAUGACAGCCAGGACACGGCCGAGCAUGGACAGGGAUCAGCAGCGAAAUCGAAAUCCGGCGGAGCUGAGGCUCCUGCCCGCCCAGCGCACCUCCACCUCCGCCUUUGAAUCCCCCGACUUGCGGUUCAACAAGGCUCGCCGCCGGCGGAGAAGCGAGCAAGUGCCUCCCGUGGUCGUCGAAUACCGUCGCUCCUACCGCGUGCUCAUCGUCAGUGCCCUGCUGGUCAGUCUGGCGGCCAGUUUUGUGACCCUCAGCGCCGGUUUCCAACUGGACGGCUCGCAGAACUCCUUUUACACCUUCCGCAAGUGGUACACCGGACUGAAUGGCACCCUCGAACUGGAGUUCAAGACGGAACAGCCCAACGGAUUGGUUCUCUACACCGACGACGGCGGCACCUACGACUUCUUCGAACUGAAGCUGGUGGAAGGAGCACUCCGGCUGCGAUAUAAUCUUGGUGGCGGAGCCCAGAUCAUCACUGUGGGUCGGGAGCUGCACGAUGGCCACUGGCACAAGGUGCAGGUCCUGCGAAACGACGAGCAGACCUCGCUCAUCGUGGAUGGCGUUUCGCAGCAGCGGUCGACCAAGGGCAAGGAGUUCCAGUUCGGCAAGUUUGCAAGCAACUCGGACGUCUAUGUGGGCGGUAUGCCUAACUGGUACAGCAGCAAGCUGGCGCUGCUCGCCCUGCCAUCCGUCAUCUUCGAGCCGCGUUUCCGUGGCGCCAUCCGCAACCUGGUCUACGCGGACCAGCCGGGCGGCUCCACCAGGCGCCAGGAGAUCAAGCAGCAGCGCGACAUCAAGUGCGGCGAUGUGCCCUGCGAUCACGGCGAGCUGCCCGCCCGUGAAAGGCCGCUCAGGGGUGUUCGGGGCGGCAACACUACCGAUGCCUGCGAGCGAAACGAUCCUUGCCAGCACGGCGGCAUCUGCAUAUCCACUGAUUCCGGUCCAAUUUGCGAGUGUCGAAACCUCGAGUACGAUGGCCAGUAUUGUGAGAAGGAGAAGGCGCCAUCGGAAGCAACGUUCCGCGGUACACAGUUCCUCUCCUACGACUUGGGCCAGACGGGCGCCGAGCCGAUAGUGAGUGCCCAGGAUGCCAUAUCCUUCUAUUUCCGCACCCGCCAGCCGAACGGUCUGCUCUUCUACACGGGCCACGGCACGGACUAUCUAAAUCUGGCACUGCGCGAUGGAGGCGUCUCCCUGACCAUGGGUCUGGCCAAUGGCAAGCAGGAGAUGCACAUCAAACCCUCGAAGGUUCGCUUCGACGACCACCAGUGGCACAAGGUCACCGUGCACCGUCGCAUUCAGGAGAUCUCCUCCAUAACCAGCUUCUGUCGGCUGGUUACCGUGGUGGAUGAUGUCUAUACGGAUCACUCCCACAUUGCCGGCAAGUUCACCAUGCUCUCCUCCUCGCGGGUUUACGUUGGCGGUGCUGUUAAUCCCCGGGCUCUUUUGGGCGCCCGUGUGCACACCAACUUCGUGGGCUGUCUGCGCAAAGUGGAGUUCUCGGCGGAUACGCUUAAUCUGAACCUCAUUGACCUGGCCAAGAGCGGCUCCAAACUGAUCCAGGUAGCUGGCAAUCUGGAAUACCAGUGCCCCAGUGGGGAUCCACAGGAUCCCGUGACCUUCACCACUCGCGAAUCGCAUUUGGUCCUUCCUCCCUGGGAAACUGGCAAGCAGAGUUCCAUAAGCUUCAAAUUUCGCACCAAGGAGCCUAAUGGCAUCAUUGUCCUGGCCACAGGAUCGAAGCAACCAAGGGCCAAAAACCCCGUCUUGAUUGCCAUUGAGCUGCUGAAUGGGCACAUCUACAUCCACUUGGACCUCGGAUCCGGAGCCUCCAAGGUGCGAGCCUCGCGACGUCGCGUGGACGAUGGCGACUGGCAUGACCUGAUUCUUCGCCGGAAUGGACGCGACGCCAAGGUGAGCGUGGAUGGGGUGUGGAAUGACUUCCGGACGCCCGGUGACGGCACCAUCCUCGAGCUGGACGGGCACAUGUACCUGGGCGGAGUGGGUCCUGCCUACAAUAGCGUGUCCUGGCCAGCGGCCAUUUGGACGGCGACGUUGCGCCAAGGAUUCGUGGGCUGUUUGCGUGACCUGGUGCUGAGUGGCAAGGCGAUCGAUAUAGCGGCAUUUGCACGUGUCCAGGACUCGGCCUCCGUGAAGCCAUCGUGCCACGUGCAGGCCAACGUCUGCAACGGCAAUCCCUGCCUGAACGGAGGCACCUGUCUGGAGGGCUGGAACCGACCCAUCUGCGACUGCUCGGCCACGCUGUACGGAGGACCCACCUGCGGACGGGAACUGGCCACGCUGGCCUUCAACGGCAGCCAGCACAUGACCAUUUGGCUGGGCAACGGACAAGGCACCAAGACGCAGACCGAGGAGCUGGUCAUCCGCUUCAAGACCUCGCGUCCAGCGGGACUCCUGCUGCUGACCAGCGCCGAGUCCAACUCGCCGGAUCGUCUGGAGAUCGCUCUGGUGGCGGGAAGGGUGAGGGCCAGUGUGCGGUUGAGCGAUCGUGAGAAGAACUUACUGGCCGGCCAGUCCGUGCUCAACGACAACAACUGGCACACGAUCCGCUUCUCGCGCAGAGCCUCCAAUCUGCGGCUACAAGUCGACGGGGCUCCCCCCGUCAGGGGUAUGUUAUCCGAAACGAUCCUGGGUCGUCACAGCACCAUGGAGAUCCGCUCGGUCCACCUGGGUGGCCUCUUCCAUGCCGAGGAGGAGAUCCAGAUGACCUCCACCAUGCCGAACUUUGUGGGUCAGAUGCAGGGCUUGGUGUUCAAUGGCCAACGCUAUUUGGACAUUGUCAAGAGCCUGGGACCGGAGCUGUCGGCUCUGCCCAGUGCCACCUUCAAGUUGACAGCCCGCUUCGUGAACUCUCCGGCCGGACAGCCCUACCAUGCGGCCACGUUUCGCUCCAAGCACUCCUACGUGGGUCUGGCCAUGCUGAAGGCCUACAAUAGCAUUUCCAUUGAUUUCCGCUUCAAGACCGUGGAGCCCAAUGGUCUGCUGGUCUUCAAUGGCGGACGACGCAACGAUUUCGUGGCCGUGGAACUGGUCAAUGGUCACAUCCACUACACCUUCGAUCUGGGAGAUGGUCCAGUGACGAUGAGGGACAAGUCGCGCAUCCACAUGAAUGACAACCGCUGGCAUCAGGUCAGCAUCAGGCGUCCGGGUCCCAAGACGCAUACCCUAACCGUGGACGACUCCUUCGAGAUUAUCAGCCUAACUGGAAACAACAUGCACUUGGAGCUGGCGGGUAUCCUGUACAUCGGAGGCGUUUUCAAGGACAUGUACUCGAAGCUGCCGGCCUCGAUCUCGUCGAGGUCCGGAUUCGAGGGCUGUCUGGCCUCUCUGGAUCUGGGCGAUGCCUCUCCCUCGCUGACCAGCGAUGCAGUGGUGCCCAGUUCACUGGUGGUCAGUGGCUGCGAGGGACCCACCAAGUGCAGCCAGAAUGCGUGUGCCAACAGAGGAAACUGCGUGCAGCAGUGGAAUGCCUAUGCCUGCGAAUGUGACAUGACCUCCUACACAGGACCCACCUGUUAUGAUGAAUCGAUUGCGUACGAGUUUGGCAACAACAAGGGCAUGGUGCAGUACACAUUCCCGGAGAACGCACAGGCUGACACGGAGGAGGAUAACAUAGCACUGGGCUUCAUAACCACCAGGCCGGAUGCAGUGCUCCUGCGGGUGGAGAGUGCCACCACGCAGGACUACAUGGAGCUGGAGAUAGUGGAGGGCAACAUCUUCAUGGUGUACAACAUUGGCAGCGUGGAUUUGCCGCUGGGCGAGAUCGGGACGAAGGUGAACGACAACGCCUACCAUGUGGUGCGGUUCCAGCGCAAGGGAGGCAAUGCCACGCUCCAGCUGGACGACUACAAUGUGCAGGCACUGACGCCACAGAGCCACCACUCCACCGUGUUCAAUACCAUGUCCAACGUUCAGGUCGGCGGCAAGUUCAGCCGGAACGGUCGCACUCGAAUCGAGCGGCCGUUCGCCGGCGUGAUCGCCGGACUUUCGGUAAACAAGUUACGCAUCUUGGACUUGGCCGUCGAACGCGACCCCCAUAUCACCAUCCGCGGAGAUGUUCAAUUGGUAACUGGAGUAUUAGAUAGAAAUGAUCUGCAGAGAAUGCAGCAGACUUUGAACUCUACUCGACAGACGCCGGCGAGUGGUUAUCCGGGUGCGCUGGACGAUCUGAUCUUCUCGGGAGCCGGAUCCGGAUGUCGCGGCGACGACGAGGACGAGUGCACGCCGCCAUUCGAAUCGGGAAGCGGAGAUGAUCUCAUAACACCGGUCUACGUGCCGCCCACCAAGCAGACAACCACAUCCCAGCAGGGGAAUAGCUUGAGUACCGGCGGGAGCAGCAGUGGCGGUGUCAUCACCAAUGGCACGGAACGGGCCUGCGAUGACGAGGACUGCGUCCAUGGAUCCGGCGACUACGGCGAGACCACGGAGCAGUUCACCUCGACGAGCACCGCCCGCGGUUCAGAGUCCAACAACAACGAGAUGGUGACCAUUACCACCACGGGACGCAGCGAUGUGACCACGGAGCAGCACCAAGGCAGCAGUAGCAGCAGCAGCAGCGGCAGCACUCCGUCCUACGCAACCACGCAGUCGAGCAGCAGCAGCAGCGGAGGAUCGGCAGCCAGCACUCCGGGUCAGGUGAGCACGACCAGCAGCGUGGCCACCACAUCCACGCAGCGAGCCACCAGCAGCAGCACCAGCACGAGCAGCAGUACAACCACGACGACCACGACAACGACCACCACUCAGGCCACACCGCCACCGGAGAUCCGGAGCACGGUCACCGAACGCGACACCACGCCCUAUGACGUUUAUGUGGCUGGUGGCGGCAUGGGCGGGUCCGGGCGAAAUGAUCACGAUCGCAUGCAGCUGCCGGACGAGCAUCACCCACUGCCACCGCUUCCGCCACCCAUUCCGCCGCAGGAUCCACCUCCGUACGGUCCUUAUGGCGGCAACACGUACAACACCAACAUGAACAACUACCGUCCAAAGGGUAAGGGCGGCCGAAUCAACUCCAUCGAGGAGGAGCGUACCGCCAUGAUAAUCGGCAUAGUGGCGGGCAUACUGAUUGCAGUGGUGCUGGUCAUCCUGCUGGUCCUGUGGCUCAAGUCGAAUGGCGAUCGUGGCUAUAAGACGGAGAGCGAGAAGGCGGCCGCCUACGGAUCUCACAAUCCGAAUGCUGCGCUCCUGGGGAACACGAGCACCAAUGGAUCCUACCACCAGCAGAGGCAGCACCACAUGCAGGGCGGCGGCGGAGGAGCAGGCCAGCAGCAGCACCAUGGCCAACAGCAGAUGCACAACGGGCACAACGGUAAUGGGAACGGAGGAGGCGGCGGUGGAGGCGGCAUGAUGUCCAGCGGAAGUGGGUCACUUGGCUAUGGGAGCGAUGGGCGACCCCAGAUGGCGGGCUUGGUGCAGCCGAAGGCCAAGAAGCGCGACUCCAAGGACGUCAAGGAGUGGUAUGUGUAAGGCGGCAUGGUCGCUGGGAAUUAUCGUCAAAUUAGCAAUAAUUGCAAAUAGUGCAAAGUGAGCCGAAAGUGAAAGUGAAAGUAAAAGUCCCCCUAAGAUACGAGAAACAAAGAAACACACACAUAAGCGUAUAUAAAUAUAUUUAUUUAGCAGCCUCGUAACGUUAAUUAAACAAUUAUAAGCGGUCGCAGUCGGACACUGGGUGUACAAACGGAAACGGAAAUGGACGGAAGGAUAAUAAUAUGUAGAUGGCGCCUUGCGCAGCUCGGUAGGUGGGCAUCACGCGAUGAUAACGUUAGCAGCAAGCAGAUAGAGCAGAUAGCCGGUAGCAGAUAGCCGAUAGCUGAUAGCAGAUAGACACGCAAAUACUUUAGACAAGUGCAUCUGGCCAGGAGCAUUGGUUCGCCCCCAAAGGUAACGUUUAGAUUACGCCUAAGAAAUUAUAGCUUCGACUCAAGACUUGCUAAUAGAUACCACUACCACUACCACUGGAGAGCAGCCACAUCCAUCAGCGAAUAAGCAUAUUACACUAAACGAAUAAAACUAUAUAUAUUAUAUAUAUCACAGCGUUACGAUAAAUUAUGCCACUAGCCAAUCAAGUAAUUGUGUAAAAUAUUUCGCCACAAAGUAUGCUAUGAAAAGUUCGAAGAAAGAAAGCCCAUAACCGAAACCAAAACCAAUUAAACUGCAAAUCUUCUAGCGAAACCACUAAACAAUUUAGCAGAAAUUCAAUAUAAACGUACUUAAAUAUAUAUAUUUAUAUGUAAACGAAAGAGUAAUGAGGUUCUAAGUGGGUUUUUUCUUCGCGUGUAAAGUUACAAAAUGUGGUGCUGUAAACGUAGGAGACAAACAUUGGUUGACUACAAUAAUAGUAAUAAUAAUAAUAAUAAUGACGGGGAAUGCAAGAAUUUAUGCUACAGAAUGUUUGUUGAAUUGAAACCGGCUUUAAUUAGUUAAAAUGUAAAUGAGAUAAUGGUAAACCUAAAGGAUAACGAAAUUAAAUCAAACACUAUAAUAUGGAGGAAACAGUAGAAACCCACGAUUUGGUUGACGUAUACGUGAUGCGACUUUUUCGUUUGCGUGCAGCAACUCGAUGCUACUUUGAGUUAGUCCCUCCCACUCCCGAGCCCCACACAUAUACUUUUUAUAUGUAUUUGAGACUAAAUAUUGUCACCGACCUGCGUGCAAUAUGAACUCAGACAUAUCAAGGAAAAGACAAGACACACACACUUACACACGAACACACCAAACACUCCAACACACACGCGAAAUUCGAAGACACUGAAGCGAACCUACCUAGCUUUUCUACUACAACUGCUAUUCAAUGUGAGCCAACAUUACUUUACCGUCGACUAAUGAGGAAAUCAAGCAACAAUUUUACAGUAUUAUAGCAGCUUUAAGCGUAUUUUUCGAAGCCCACGUGACGUAUACACAAUCAGCAGUCACCAGCACACUCAAAGCUAACACCCACACACACAGUUACACCAGCACACAUACAGAAGCGAAAUUCGAUAUUCAGCAAGCCGCCAUUGAAUUCUGUAUACAUAUUUAUAAUCGCAUAUAUCAUUUUAAUGCGCUAUAUUUAAAUUUUUGUCUCACUAACAAUACCAAUUAGUGUAUCAUUUUGGAUUAGAUAUACAAAUACCUAUAUACACUCGAUAUACUACUACUAAUACACGCACACUCAUCCACUCACCCCACUCACACAAUCACCAACUCACGCAUUCGAUCACUAGCGAAAUUACUGGACAUACUUCUCUCGAAUUCUUAAUGGAAACCAAGGCGAGGUAUGCUGUAAAUACCUAGGAAAGUACUAUAUAUACAUGAAUAUAUAUAUAUUUAACAACUAAAAAAAACAUAUAUAUACUGCAUUUCAAGAAACUUUUGAUAUAUUUUCGAGUUUUUUAAACCCUUAACUUGUAUACAAAAAGGAAGCGAAAGCGAAAACACGAGACAAACUAGCGAAUCUAGCUGAAAUGAACACCUAGGACAAUUACAAUUACAAGUACAUAGCGAAACAGUACAUACAGUACAGUACAUAAACACAACUAUAUAUACAGGACAUACACGCAUACAUCCAAACUAUACUAUUUAUAAAUGUACAUCUAUACAAAAUAUACAUGCAUACCAUAUAACGUACGAGUAUGUUUAACAAACAAUGAUUAUUAUUACGAAUUACGUCCCUUCGAUUUGAUAAUGAAACCAAACGAAAAGAAACCACAAAUUUUAACGCUGUUGAUAACCAAAACCAUUCCCACUUAUAUAUGUAACACUCUCUCCCGACAACUUUCUCUCUAUCUCUUCACAAUGUUAAUGCUGCACAAUGAAAACUCUGCAUUUAAAGUAAACCACUAACGUUUAUUCAUUUCGAUUCAAGAGAAAACCAAAUUAAAAAUAACUAAUUAUACAAAUUUGCCUUGCGAUUUAUCAGCGAGCACACGAUAUUGAAUCCAAAAUCCAGAUGGGGAGUUAAAAAUAUUCGCGCUAAAGAUAUCGAAUCGACACGCCCCCAAAGCAAGAUUUUCUUCAUUGUUUCGAAACGAAUUACAUUUUAUUAAGAUCAAAACCAAAUCAAGGUAAAUGUUAUGUAUGUAUGAUAUAGUGGGAGGAUCGUGAAAUGAAGGACGAGUACAGUUAGUUGUAUGGGUAAAAGUAACAUAGUUAAAGCAUGUAACUUAAUAGUUCAAGGAUCGGAGGAGGAGCGAUUGCGAGUGGGAGCGCAUAUAAAGGGAAACGAUCGCAAGUAUCGGUACUAAAACUUACUUCUACUUAGGCUUAAUAUCAUUGUUAUCUAAUCUAUACAUAUAUAAAAACCGACACACAACACCCCACAUAUAACAGAGAAUAUGUAUAUGAACAUGUAUUGGACGCGCGGCGCUUGAGCUGUGCCUACAUAUAAUUAUAAAUAUAUAUAUAUAUAUUUAACAAAUUGUAACGUGUAUAUGUAGCGGCAGUGAUUGUUAAAGAAAUUGCUUUGUUUUGUGUUAGAUUUUAUAAUUUACGAAAAAACAAAAAUUGUAAAACGCAUACAAAUACAGAAUGACUGACAAAACACAGAAUUAUAACAUUGCAUAUAAUAAAUACAAUAAAACUAUAA